CAUACAGGGUAAAGCACGGGUAAUAUUCAAUCAGUUUGACUAAACUAGUAGUCCAUUUAUAUUAUCAUUGGCAUUCUAAAUGUUUGGCAUCAACAAAGUAAACCUAAAGAAAUUUUAUUAUUAAUUAUUUCUACAAGGACUGUUAACCUACUUAAGAGUUCGGGAUUUACCGAUUAUCUAAUUUCUUGGCAUAAUCCUUGGCACAACUAUUUUUAGUACUAAAGACUGUUACGAAAACUUAGUUAAUGGAGAGACACAUCUAUCUGUGCUGACAUCGGAGUAAAUAAGAAGGAGUUAAGUUUAAGUUCUGAGAUGCUGACUUCUGAAGGUCAUUACUGUUUGAAAGCGAUACCACGUGACUUCCAACUUUGCUCGCCCAGCAUAUGUUUUUUUAAUUUUCAUCAGACAAGGAAGUGAAAGGUCCACUCUGGUCAGGGUAUUUACGUGUCUCUAACAAGCGCCUUGUCUGGCGCACAUUCCAGACUCCCACAGGUGUGAGUACCAGUGACACGACAACUCAUGUCACAACAGGAUGGACAACUCCUCACGGAACCCACAUGGCGUUCAUCAGGACAACUCCAUGCUCACAGAAGGCACGGUGCUGCUGAAGUCAGCUGCUGAAGCUGGCAACUGGAAUCUGGUCAAAGAUGUCAUUAUUAAUGGUGAUGUCACUGCACUGAGGUCAGACAGUCCUGUCUCUUACAGAAACUGGCGUCUGCUACUGGGAUUAGCCAGCAGCUUGUCAGAGAAAUACUGAACAUUUUGUUUUCAAAGCAAUCCACUGACGACACUCUGAAACACUUCGCACAAGAAGCUGUUGUUAGAGCGGCUCACUGUGACAAGUGGGAAACCCUGAUCUCUUUCCUAUCGGCAUCUGACACUUUACUUGAAGAUGAAAGCAGCCUGCUGUCGGUUACAGAAUUAAUGGCAUCUAGCGACUCUCUGAAGAAAAGCCGUUACCUGCAAAUAGAUGUUUUAGAUUGUGUUUGGAAACAUGCAAAGCAGAAGAUUCUGGACAGCACAGACAAGAGAGUACAGAACACCCUGGUGCAGUUGGCAGCGGAACUCAACAUGUGGUCACGUGUCUGUGAACUUCUCGUCGCCAAGCCGGACCUGAACCUUCUUGACAGUGAUGGUCUGUCAGUCUUACACAGACUUGUCAUGUGUCCUGACAACAGGUUCGACUCUCUUCUGCCGGUUCUUCUGAAUAACGGUGCUGACGCCAGCUUCAAGAAUUCGGAGGGAGACACAGCACUGCACCUGGCUGCUAAUUACCAGAAAAUUGUAAAAAUAGGGAAGUCGUUACAAUUAAGGGAAUGCAAUGUCGGAGAUCAGUGUACGGAUUUUCAGUCGAAGAUUAUGGCAGAAUAUCAUUUAAAAUGUUGUGAAUCGAAAAAACAAGCAUUGGUGAAACUUAUGGAAUCGUGUCCAGACCUUAACAAUCUUGAUAGUCUGGGGAACACGGCCGUGAUUUUGGCUGCGAAGAACGAAAACUGGGAGUUUCUGGAACUGUUGAUCGAGCAUGGCGCCAACACAGACCUCGUCAAUGAUAACUUGCAAUCCGUUCUGCAUGUACUUGCUCUCACUGAGGGCCAGGCGGAUCCUGUACUGGUUACGAAGGUUGUGGAGCAGUGUCAGUGUCAGGUUGAUGACACAGACUGUAGCGGAAGUUCACCUCUUCACCUGGCUGCUUAUUCUCAGAACUGGACUGUAUUCAAAGUGCUGCUCGACUUCGGAGCAGACCCUGGGAGGCGAGACGGAUCAGGAUACACGGUCUUGCACACAUUGGCUGGCACUGGGAAGGACCAGGUGCAACACGUCACUUCCUUAUUUACCUUUCUGACUCAGCAAGGUGUUGAUCUAAACAUUCCAUGUCCAGCAGAUAACACCGUCUUGCACAUCGCUGCAAUACAAAAGAACUGGACAUUAGUCAAAGACCUAAUACAUUUAGGUGUCGAUGUACAGCACUGCAAUACACAAGGCUUCAGCAUUAUGCAUCUUCUUGCCUUUUCUAAUCUUCAUUCAGAGGAUGAUGAGUCACGUGAUAAGGAUCUUGAUACGUUUGUAUCUCUUCUUGUUCUCUUCCUCCACAAAAGAGCAGAUACAACGUUCUCUACAGGCGACACGAUUUUAAAGGUAGCAGCCAGGCAUGAAAACUGGGCGAUGGUCAACUACUUGAUAGAGCUAGGAGCCGACAUCAAGGAGUUAGAAGAGGAGUGUAUUAGUGUCAUUGAGAGGCUCAUUCAAUCUCCAGCAGAGACACAGAGUAUAUUGAAUAUUUUUAGUCUUCUGAUGACACACGUGGCAAAAAAUACGCGGUUUUCAUGUGGAGACUCAAUAUUGCAACUGUCCGCAAAGCAUGAGAAAUGGAGCUUCGUUGAUUACAUCCUGACACGCCAUGGCGGAGACGUGGACGAGCCAGACAGCGAGGGUUUUAGUGUUCUUCAAAGAAUGGCCGUCAGCAGCGGGCAAACAUUUAAACAAGGACAUUCUUCUAAAUCUUUUCUGAGAAAGUCCGUAUUUCUCAAUCUUAAAUAUCAAGUCACCUUCCUCAUUCUGGAGGCGGCUGCUGCAAGAAAUGUCGACGUCGUGGAGGCCCUGCUCGACAAUUUUGAUGAUGUCAACAGAACGGAUUGUCAGGGGUUCACAGUUCUUCACAGAGUAGCCCAGUGCUGUGGUUCACAAUCAGUGGCUAUAGUUCGCCGUCUGAUUGAAAAGGGAGCCGAUGUAGACAAAAAGUGUCCAAACGGUAACACAGCCAUACAGCUGGCAGCGAAAAGCAACAACUGGCUGAUUGUCCAGCAUCUACUGAUGUACGGAGCUAGCACCCACAAUCUUGACGAAGAAGGUAUGUCAGUUUUACACAGACUGAUAUGCCAGACGUGCUUACGUUGUCAGAAAUGCCGCAGAGGUCUUGCUAAAUUGAGAUUCUUCUUGCUGGGUGCGAUAUUAGACAACGGUGCCUGGACUGGUCAGAAAGACUGCAGUAAUAACAGCCCAUUACAUCUUGCUAUCAAGUAUGAACACUGGGACAUCGCGAUAGAACUGAUGUCGAUAGGGGCUCGCUUGAAUGAGCUGGAUUCUGAAGGCUGCACUGUCUUGCACGUUCUUGCAAAGCGAAAUAACUCGAUUCGGGGCGAGAUGGCUUUAGAGAGAACCUGUGUAGCUUGUUGUUUAGAGAGUGAUAAAAAUAGUAAACUUUAUUUUUCACUUACUAAAGAAAAUAUUAAUCAUGUAGAUAUGUGCAACAUAAUCAUAAAUCACUCAAGCAUCAUAGAUAACUCAAACAUCAUAGAUAGCAUAGAUCAUCAUGGAAAUACAGCAUUGAUUUUGUCGGCAAAGUACAAUAACUUUGACAUUACAGAGAAACUGUUGACGAAAGGAGCAAAACCUGGCAUAGUAAAUUGUAAUGGACUGUCUACUCUCCAUACUCUUGCUAUGGCUGAACAUUCCCCAUGUGGUGGCGUGCAAAAUAAAAUAGUAAAACAAUUGACUUCCUGUCCUGUUGACGCCAAAACACGUGACCCAGAGGGCAACACGCCGAUACAAGUGGCUGCGAAGCACGGGAACAUGGACAUGGUGGAGCAGCUCUUGGAGUUUCACGACAACGUCAACGAGACUGACAGCGAGGGCUUCACCUUGUUGUCGAGAGUCGCUCAGACCUCGUCCCCCAGAUGUGAGGACAUCGCCAGGCAGCUGGUGAGGAAAGGUGCUGACGUCAACAGGACGUGUCCAGACGGCAAGUCACCUCUACUACUGUCUGUGAUAUCCAGUAACUGGCCAGUAACACUACAACUGUGGGAUUCAACGUCUAAAAAUAAUAUGGAUAUUGCACUGCAAGAGCAAUACAUGAUUCUGCAUCGCCUCAUUGAAGAAGUAAAUGUGGGAACGUGGACUUUCACAAAUUUGACUCUGAAAGCAAUAAAGUCGAGUCUAGACAUCCUAAUGCACAGAUCACCAGAUGGUGCAAGAGCUUUUCAGCUUGCAAUCAUUAAAAAAAAGUGGAACCUUGCUGCGCGGAUUCUUGAGCGUAGUGAAUAUCGUGGUGAUAUAGAAUCUCUCACAGGGAGCUCUGUAUUCCACGUUUUAGCAGAAAUUGCAUCCCACAUGAGUGACCCAAACCUAAUGCUCAGUCUGAUGCCUGAUAAGAAUGUGAUCAUAAACUUGCGGGAUAAUAAUGGGAACACACCUUUACAUUUACUAGCUGAUAACGACAGCUGGAGCUUUAUCAAACCCUUUGUUGAACACGGAGCAGAUGUGAACAUGCCUGAUCGCGAGGGGUGUACUGUACUUCAUAAACUAGCCAUGAACAGGAGAAAUCUCUUACACAUUUUAAUCGCAUUAGUGGAAUGUGGUGCAGAUAUAAACAAGUCAGGACCAGGAGACAAGACGGCCGUGAUGCUUGCACAGGAGAAAGGCAACUGGCCUCACGACAACUCAUGUCACAACAGGAUGGACAACUCCUCACAGAACCCAAAGGGCGUUUAUCAGGACAGCUCCAUGCUCACAGAAGGCACGGUGCUGCUCAAGUCAGCUGCUGAAGCUGGCAACUGGAAUCUGGUCAAAGAUGUCAUUAUUAACGGUGAUGUCACUGGCACUGAGGUCAGACAGUCCUGUCUCUUACAGAAACUGUCGUCUGCUACUGGGAUUAGUCAGCAGCUUGUCAGAGAAAUACUCAACAUUUUGUUUUCAAAGCAAUCCACUGACGACACUCUGAAACACAUCGCACAAGAAGCUGUUGUUAGAGCGGCUCACUGUGACAAGUGGGAAACCCUGAUCUCUUUUCUAUCGGCAUCUGACACUUUACUUGAAGAUGAAAGCAGCCUGCAGUCGGUUAUAGAAUUAAUGGCAUCUAGCGACUCUCUGAAGGAAAGCCGUUACCUGCAAAUAGAUGUUUUUGUUUGUGUUUGGAGACAUACAAAGCAGAAGAUUCUGGACAGCACAGACAAGAGAGUACAGAACACCCUGGUGCAGCUGGCAGCGGAACUCAACAUGUGGUCACGUGUCUGUGAACUUCUCGUCGCCAAGCCGGACCUGAACCUUCUUGACAGUGAUGGUCUGUCAGUCUUACACAGACUCGUCAUGUGUCCUGACAGCAGGUUCGACUCUCUUCUGCCAGUUCUUCUGGAAAACGGUGCCGACGCCAGCUUUAAGAAUUCGGAGGGAGACACAGCACUGCACCUGGCUGCUCAUUACCAGAAAAUUGUAAAAAUAGGGAAGUCGUUACAAUUAAGGGAAUACAAUGUCGGAGAUCAGUGUACGGAUUCUCAGUCGAAAAUUAUGGUAGAAUAUCAUUUCAAAUGUUGUGAAUCGAAAAAACAAGCAUUGGUGAAACUUGUGGAAUCGUGUCCAGACCUUAACAAUCUUGAUAGUCUGGGGAACACGGCCGUGAUUUUGGCUGCGAAGAACGAAAACUGGGAGUUUCUGGAACUGUUGAUGGAACAUGGCGCCAGCACAGACCUCGUCAAUGAUAACUUGCAAUCCGUUCUGCAUGUACUUGCUCUCACUGGCGGCCAGGUGGAUCCUCUACUGGUUAAGAAGGUUGUGGAGCAGUGUCAGUGUCAGGUUGAUGACACAGACUGCAGCGGAAGUUCACCUCUUCACCUGGCUGCAUAUUCUCAGAACUGGACUGUAUUCAAAGUGCUGCUCGACUUCGGAGCAGACCCUGGGAGGCGAGAUGGAUCAGGAUACACGGUCUUGCACACAUUGGCUGGCACUGGGAAGGACCAGGUGCAACACGUCACUUCCUUAUUUACCUUUCUGACUCAGCAAGGUGUUGAUCUAAACAUUCCAUGUCCAGCAGGUAACACCGUCUUGCACAUGGCUGCAAUACAAAAGAACUGGACAUUAGUCAAACAUCUAAUACAUUUAGGUGUCGACGUACAGCACUGCAAUACACAAGGCUUCAGCAUUAUGCAUCUUCUUGCCUUUUCUAAUCUUCAUUCAGAGGAUGAUGAGUCGCGUGAUAGUGAUCUUGAUACGUUUGUAUCUCUUCUUGUUCUCUUCCUCCACAAAAGAGCAGAUACAACGUUCUCUACAGGCGACACGAUUUUAAAGGUAGCAGCCAGGCAUGAAAACUGGGCAGUGGUCAACUACUUGAUACAGCAAGGAGCCGACAUCAAGGAGUUAGAAGAUGAGUGUAUUAGUGUCAUUGAGAGACUCAUUCAAUCUCCAGCAGAGACACAGAGUAUAUUGAAUAUUUUUAGUCUUCUAAUGACACACGUGGCAAGAAAUACGCGGUUUUCAUGUGGAGACUCAAUACUGCAACUGUCCGCAAAGCACGAGAAAUGGAGCUUCGUUGAUUACAUCCUGACACGCCAUGGCGGAGACGUGGACGAGCCAGACAGCGAGGGUUUUAGUGUUCUUCACAGAAUGGCCGUCAGCAGAGGGCAAACAUUCAACAAGGACAUUCUUCUAAAGUCAAAUCUUUUCUGAGAAAGUCCGUAUUUCUCAAUCU
Messenger RNA from Pomacea canaliculata, 6457 nucleotides. Its product is annotated as serine/threonine-protein phosphatase 6 regulatory ankyrin repeat subunit C-like. Gene Ontology annotation, molecular function: protein binding. Gene Ontology annotation, biological process: protein localization to ciliary inversin compartment. Gene Ontology annotation, cellular component: ciliary inversin compartment. Lineage: Eukaryota; Metazoa; Mollusca; Gastropoda; Architaenioglossa; Ampullariidae. The transcript is spliced from 3 exons. Bases 925 to 6435 code for a protein of 1836 amino acids. The record is from RefSeq and is a predicted model, not a curated record.